AGCAGAAGCAGAAGAAGAAGAAGAAGACGCGCAGCGCGAGCGAGGAAAGCUGAAAACGGCCAACAUAAGUGUUCGCGUUCGUGUUCGGUUCAAUAUCGUCAGAUACAGGACACGUGUGAAGCUCUGGUCCGCUGAGAGGUUUCUGCAAGUGUCUGACAAGUGGAAGAAAACUCAAAUCUUGCACCGAUCUCAUCCCCUUCAGCCCCGUAAACCUUUAGCUCUGAUGGCUGAAUCAGAGCCCGUGCCUCUCCCCGUCCAGGCUGGAGAGAAGAGAGGUUGUUCAGAGGAUAAAAAAGAAGAUGAUACACCAACCAAAAAGCCAAAAAUUGAGAGUGAUCAGGAAAAUGGAGGCGCUCCUAACCAAAAUGAGGAGGCAAGUGAUGAAGAAGAGGAUGGAGAAACCUUUGCGGAAAUGAUGAAGCAUGGUCUGACUGAGAUGGAUGUGGGCAUCCUGAAAUACGUUAGUGACCAUGAGGGCUUUUCAGGAAUCUUGAAAGAAAGGUAUUCUGAUUUUGUUGUUCAUGAAAUCAACAAACAAGGCAAGAUAGUUCAUUUAGAUGACCUCUCUAUACCAGCAGACGAGCAGGAAGUCCCAAUGACAGAAGAGCUGACAAAGGAAAGUGAUGUUCUUACUGAAGAGCAAAAAAAGCAGCUUGGUGAGCUGCAGCUUUUCAGCAAUAAAGAAGGAAGUGUUUCCAUCGAGAUAAUGGAUGAUACAAAGGAAAAACGGACGCAAGUCCACAAAGCCAUCAAGACUCGGUUUCCUGGUCUGGAAACCAAAACUGAAGAAAAAGAAGGACGCAAGUUUAUAGUUGCUUACCACGCUGCUGGAAAGACGGCUUUAGCAGAAGUCAAAACAACUGCAGCCCCAAGAAAACACUUUUGGCCCCAAAACCGGGGCAGUUUCUGCCACUUUGCCCUGUACAAAGAAAACAAAGACACCAUGGAUGCAAUCAACGUGCUUUCAAAGUUCCUCAGGCUUAGACCCAACAUGUUCUCCUAUAUGGGAACCAAGGACAAGCGAGCCAUCACUGUGCAGGAGAUUGCAGUACUUAAGAUCUCAGCAGAGAGGCUGGCUCACCUCAACAAGUGCCUCAUGAAUCUAAAGCUUGGAAACUUCUGUUACAAAAAUCACCCUCUAAAGCUCGGCGAGCUGCAGGGAAACCACUUCACUGUGGUCAUCAGGAACAUCUCAGGGAGCGAUGAGCAGAUUCAUCAGGCUAUGACGUCCCUCAGGCAGACGGGCUUUAUCAAUUACUAUGGAAUGCAGCGCUUCGGCACCACAGCUGUGCCCACACAACAAGUUGGCAGAGCUAUUCUGAAAAAUGACUGGAACGAGGUGGUGGAUUUGAUUCUUAAACCUCGUCCUGGAGCAGAGAAAGAAUUUCUGGUCCGCUGCAGGGAGGAGUGGGCAAAGACUCGAGACCCAGAAGCUGCGCUGAAAAAGUUACCCAACAAGCGCUGCGUGGAGGGACAGCUGCUUCGAGGUCUGUCCAUGUAUGGCAAGAAAAACAUCGUCACUGCCUUUGGACUGAUCCCCCGGAACAAUCGACUGAUGUACAUCCACAGCUACCAGAGUGUGGUGUGGAACACCAUGGUCAGCCGCAGGAUCGAAGCGUUCGGCCUAAAGGCUGUGGAGGGAGAUCUGGUUCUCAGAGGAACUGCAGCACAUGUGCUGUCUGCAGAGGAGGCUGAGAGUCACUCCAUACACGACCUUGUGAUGCCACUUCCUGGAUUUGAUGUCAUUUACCCUUCCCAUCACAUCGGUGCAGGUUAUAGAGAGCUGCUGUCUGCAGACGGGCUGGACAUCGACAACAUGAGACACAAAGUGAAGGACUACUCUCUGGCUGGAGCCUACAGACGCAUCAUCAUCAGACCCACUGACGUCACCUGGGAAGUGAUUUGCUAUGAUGACCCCAGGAUCUCUCUGGUGCACAGUGAUUUUGAAAAACUGGAGAACAAAUCUCCCCCAGUCAUCAACAAAGAGGGGAAGUAUCGGGCUCUGAAGAUGGAGUUCUCCCUGCCUCCUUCAACCUACGCUACCAUGGCAAUCAGAGAGGUCCUCAAGUUGGACACAAGCAUCAAGAAACAGACGCAGCUCAACACCGUCUGGUUUAACUGAGACCAGAACGUCCUGAAGCACUAACUAGACUCGUCACAGUGUCUGUGAGGCCCCAUUGUGUAUGUAUCUUCUGCAUAGUGCAAGAAUCUGUGAAGGACAUAAACAAAAAUGCCUAAAUGGAUCUUAAGACUGUUUCUUUGGAGUACAAAGAUCAACACAUAACUAAUAUUCAACUUGUUUUCUAAUGGUGUUUUUACUUUGAAAGGUUUGUGCACUGCAGUGAGUCAUAACUUCACAGUGGUAAUUUAAGUAAAGCUUGUUCUUUCAAGCUGGUCAUUUGUACAGAAAUAAGUUUUAUUUUAU
Molecule: messenger RNA, 2425 nt
Organism: Nematolebias whitei (Rio pearlfish)
Lineage: Eukaryota; Metazoa; Chordata; Actinopteri; Cyprinodontiformes; Rivulidae
Gene: pus7
Product: pseudouridine synthase 7
Exons: 18
Coding region: 224-2122 (632 amino acids)
Biological process (GO): pseudouridine synthesis
Cellular component (GO): nucleus
Molecular function (GO): RNA binding; pseudouridine synthase activity
Source: RefSeq, a predicted model, not a curated record